UUCCUCCUCAAGAAUGUCUCUCAGUGUUGAGUUGUUCACCAUUCUUGUGGUGGGAGCCUUGGCCCGCCCCGAUGCUCCUCUGAAUUACCAACCGACAUUUAAUGGUCCUUCCCAUGAAGCUCCAACACCAGGACCAGCAUACGGUCCCCCAACACCAGGACCAGCAUACGGUCCCCCAACACCAGGACCAGCAUACGGUCCCCCAACACCAGGACCAGCAUACGGUCCCCCAACACCAGGACCAGCAUACGGUCCCCCAACACCAGGACCAACUUAUCGACCACCAACACCCGCCCCCAUAUACGGCGUUCCCACUUCUGAGGCUCCUGCUCAUUACAACUUCACAUGGCAAGUAAAGGACGACGCCUCUGCCAACGACUACGGUCACCAGGAGACUCGUGAUGGUGCCAACACCCAGGGCUCCUACUAUGUGCUGCUUCCCGACGGUCGUCUGGAGAGGGUGAACUACACAGUCAAUGGUGACUCCGGGUACGUGGCCCAGGUGACCUACGAAAGUCACACCACAUCCCAGUCCUACUAUACACCAGCUCCUGCCUACGAAGGUUACACUACGCCCCAGAACUACUAUACACCAGUUCCUGCCUACGAGCAUCAGUCCAGUUCUUCCUUCUUCAGAAUGUUUAUCAAGGUACAGAAAGCCUCUCUAGUUGAGGUUGUAUUCUCCGCUGUUCUUGUGGCGAGAGCCAUGGCCCUCCCGGACGCUCCCCUAAGUUACCAACCCCAGUCUAGUGGCCGUUCACAUGGCCACCCAACACCAGGACAAACAUACGGCCCCCCAACACCAGGACCAACAUACGGCCCCCCAACACCAGGACCAACGUACGGACCCCCAACACCAAGACCAUCUUACGGACCCCCAACACCUGGACCAACAUACAGACCCCCAACACCAAGACCAUCAUACGGACCCCCAGUACCAGGACCAACAUACGGUGUCCCCAUCUCUGAGGCUCCUGCUCAUUACAACUUCACUUGGCAAGUAAAGGACGACGCCUCUGGUAACGACUACGGUCACCAGGAGACUCGUGAUGGUGCCAACACCCAGGGCUCCUACUAUGUGCUGCUUCCCGACGGUCGUCUGGAGAGGGUGAACUACACUGUCAACGGUGACUCCGGCUACGUGGCCCAGGUAAUUUCUCGAGGGUGUGGCCACACGUAUAAAAGAACCUCUGAUGACUCUCUUCAUCACCAGUUGCACCUCAACAUCCCAGGAAACAACAUGAUUGCCAAGGUUUUCGUUUUGGCCACUCUAGUGGCUGCCACCUUCGCUGAAUCUGUCCCAGCAUACCCGGUCCACCCUAAACCAUCCUACAGUCCUCCUGCAUACCCAAAACCAUCCUACCCUGCUCCAUCUUAUCCUGAUACUCCUCCCCAGUACAACUCACAGUACGCUGUGAGGGACGACUACUCCGGCAACGACUUUGGUCAUGAUGAAUCUCGUGACGGCUAUGACACCAAGGGCACUUAUUACGUCCAGCUUCCCGACGGUCGUCUGCAGAAGGUGACUUACUACGUCAACGGCGACUCCGGCUACGUAGCAGAAGUAACCUAUGAGGGUGAGGCCCAGUACCCAGCCUAUCAGCCUGCUCCGGCCUACAAGCCUGCUCCAGCCUACAAACCCACUCCAGCCUACGAGCCUGCCCCUGCCUACGAGCCUGCUCCUACCUAUGAGCCUGCCCCAGUCUACAAGCCUACACCAGUCUACAAGCCAACCCCAGUUUACAAGCCCGCCCCAGCCUACAAGCCCGCCCCAGCCUACAAGCCCGUCCCAGCUUAUGAAUAGAAUACCACAGCCAAGCCUUGACUAUGUAAAAUCCCUAUUUAUUA
This is a messenger RNA of Cherax quadricarinatus, 1848 nucleotides long. Lineage: Eukaryota; Metazoa; Arthropoda; Malacostraca; Decapoda; Parastacidae. The record is from RefSeq and is a predicted model, not a curated record.